UAUGUUGUAAGUAUACUUUACAUAUUUUCAUAAAUAAGAUCCAAAGAUUCUUAAGUAAUAACUUUAAUUAGAAUAAUUAUAGUAAUAAAGAGAUAUAUAAGAGGUAAGCACUUAUUUUGAUGAAGAAGAAUAAUUAAUUAAUAAUCUUAAUUAAAAUAAAUAUAAUUAGAGAGGUAUAAAAUUGAAUGAAUUUUAUGAACUUUAUAUAAACUUGGACUUAAAAAUUAAUUAUUAAGAAUGUUGUAAACCAUAAGAAUCUAAAUAUUCUUCAUUAAAUGGAAUACGUGUAUUAGGAUUUUUAAUGUGUGUUUUUGGAAAUACAGGAAUCUCAAUGCUAUUAUAAUGUGAUUUUUAUUAAGUUCAACAUUAUAGCAAACAUUACAUCUUAUUAAUAGUCUUUGGAUGUCUCUAUUCUGUAGAAAUAUUUUUGUGGCUUUCUGGAUUUUUUGCUGUAUUUUCAUUUAUUAAAUUGAAUUGUCUAUAUAAUUUACUUUUAAGAAUAUGUAAAUUAUGGCCUUUAAUGGUUUUGAUCAUUUUAAUAAAUACACAAAUAAUACCAUAUUUAGGAGAUGGUCCAAGAUGGUUUUAUAUAGAAAGAUAUACCAAAUGUGGAAAAUGGUGGUAAAACAUUUUAUUUAUUAAUAAUUUUGAUGAUGAAAAUUAUUGUACAUUAUGGUUAUGGUAAUUAUCACUUGAUAUUCAGUUAACAAUCAUAUGUGCCAUAAUCAUAGUAUUAUAUAAAAGAAAUAAAAAUGCUGCAAUAAUAUUGACAACUAUUCUUCUAUUAGUAUCAUAGUCAUAUGUUAUAUAUACUUGUUUAGAUAAAUAAUAUGGUAUUCCAUAUUAUGCUGCAUUCACUACUGAUAUCUAUAAAUCAUUUUAUUAUAGACCUUGGUUUAGAGCACCACCUUAUUUUAUAGGAAUGUUAACUGCUUUUUUUGUAAUCAAUUUUAAAAGAAAAUUGAAACUUUGGUUUUAAAAUACAAUAUAAAUUAUUGGUUUUUUAAUAAUUGUUUAUUUAACAGUAGGAUGGUAUGAUACUAUGUAAUUUGGUGAAGACUUUUAUCCAAAAUUGUAUUCUCAAAUUUAUGAAGGUGUAAUGAGAACUAUUUAUGCUAUAGGUAUUACUUUGUUUGUAUUACCAAAUUUAUUAGGAAAUCAUAAUAUUAUAUAUUAAUUAUUAAAUUAUACUCCAAUCAAAUAUAUAGUAAAAUUUACAUUUGUUGGAUAUCUAUUACAUAUGUUGAUUGUUGAAGUUAUUAUAGCAUCAUUUUAUAAAAGUUUGGAUUUCAAUGUAUAAAGUAUUGGAUAAGUAUAUGUUGGAUGCAUUAUUAUUAUUGCUGGUUUUAGUUUUAUAUUUAGAUGGUUAAUUGAAUUACCAUUUGAAAUUAAACAUAAAAUUACAGAAAAGUCUUAAUCUAAAUAAUAUAUGUAGAAAAAGAAUGUUGAUUUGAUUUGA
Molecule: messenger RNA, 1459 nt
Organism: Paramecium primaurelia
Lineage: Eukaryota; Ciliophora; Oligohymenophorea; Peniculida; Parameciidae
Source: the annotation of a GenBank genome assembly